AUGACUUUUCCUUUGGAGAUUCUUCAGACCAUCGUUGGAUUUCUACAGGAUGAUCAGGACGAACUUGCAAGACUGUGUCGUGUUUCGAGAGCGUUUUAUUGUCUAGCCGCACCAUAUCUCUACUCAUCGCCAAUGUUUUCUACAAUACACGGUUUUAUCUCCUUUGCACGGCACCUUACCAAAGACAAUGCACGCCAUGUACAAUAUAUUGAAUUGCAAUCGGCUAACAAUCGCUGGAAGAAAUCAAUAGGGCCUGCCCUCCAGCGAGUUGCUGCAUUGCACCCUCCGGUGGAGGUAUUAGAUCUCGAGCGAUGCAAGUUUACAGCAAGUGAUAUGAUUGGCGUGGUGCGGAACUUACCGCAGGUUCGCCACGUCAAUAUGCACUUUGCGUAUUAUGUGGACGACGACAUGAUGCGGUUAAUUGGACAGAGCUGGCCGAAUCUGACUACACUAAAGAUAUCCUCGACGCCGAUUACGAACGAUGGGCUGGUUGCUCUUGGACAAUGCAAGAGUCUGGAGACGCUGUUUAUUGACCGGUGUUUGAUGAUCAAUGAGACCGGAUUACUCGGAUUGGCUGACAAGGCAAAGAGUCUAAAGAGAGUCGUGGCCAGAGCAUGUACUGAUCUAGUUCUACAGCCUCACGACGAGGAAUUGAUGAAGAAGAAGAUCGGAUUAGUUUUGACAGACAAAGAUUAUGCUGAGAGUGGAAUCGAUGACAUGUUUGACAAUAUCAUCUUGUAA
Molecule: messenger RNA, 741 nt
Organism: Phycomyces blakesleeanus NRRL 1555(-)
Lineage: Eukaryota; Fungi; Mucoromycota; Mucoromycetes; Mucorales; Phycomycetaceae
Exons: 1
Coding region: 1-741 (246 amino acids)
Molecular function (GO): protein binding
Source: RefSeq, a predicted model, not a curated record